AUGUUGGGAGGCGGUGGCUCAAACAUCCUACGCGGAGGCAAGCGGUCGUACGAGUGCAAGACCCUCGUGGGCAACUUUGUGGAGGAGGCGUAUCGCCCUGGCGCCGUGAAGGACGUACGGGAUGGCGGUGUCAGCUACAGCAGCAACACGCGCGUUCAGAUGCAGCAGGGUGCGCGCAUCAAAGUGCCGGAAUUUGGUGCGGGGCUUCACAAUCCAAACGAGACGUCCAAGUUCAACUACCAUGAACUCGUUGGCGCUGACAAGACGAGAGGCUCGUCGACGUGGCAGUCGAUCUCGCAGUCAGCGUACAACAACUCGAGUCAGCCGACGGAGUUUGCAGCCCCACGGGAGCUAAAGGGACGAACGAUGCGCGGUGAGGAGCUUCAGAAACAUCGCGAGCGCUGGACGAAUGAAGGUGAAGCGCUCGUGAAGGUGCGCUACGUUACGGACAGCUCGGCGAACAUGGAUCCCGUGGUGAAGCCCCAGUUCCGCAAGGAGCUGUGCAAACCCUCGCCUCCGACGUUCAAGUGA
Molecule: messenger RNA, 531 nt
Organism: Phytophthora sojae
Lineage: Eukaryota; Oomycota; Peronosporomycetes; Peronosporales; Peronosporaceae
Exons: 1
Coding region: 1-531 (176 amino acids)
Source: RefSeq, a predicted model, not a curated record